AGUUAUAUAUAUAAUCAAAUAGGUAAUUGCUGUGUUUUUGUUGACUGCACAAAAAUAAUAAACAGCCCACAAACGAAGCGGAACCAAACUCGCGGAAAGUCAGGGACGCUUUAUACUGCGGACUCAAUUACGACGACGCUCCAUCCGGUUGGCUUCGCUGCUUCCCCCUUGAGUAAUGGGCAUGUAGAUAGUCGGUUAUAGUCCUUAUUAAACUUAUUCUACCACAUGGUUAUCGUCCUCAGAAGACAUCAUGUUUAGUUGGAAGGCGCUGCAGAAGAACAAGACGGUGCGAUAUGGCGUCCCGAUGAUGCUGCUGAUCGUCGGAGGCUCCUUCGGGCUGCGGGAGUUCACUCAGAUCCGCUACGACGUGCAGAAGAUCAAGAGAAAGAUGGACCCCUCCCUCGAGGCCCACGUGAACACGAAGCGGCAGGCAGGGUUGCUGCAAGAGGAGUACCAGAAGCUGCAGGAGGUGAAGCUGGACGAGUGGAGGAACAUCCGGGGCCCGCGGCCCUGGGAAGACUCCAAGGAUUACCAGGAGCAGCAGCGCUCCCGCCAGAGCCCCGAGGCCUGAGUGUGUGUGUGGGGGGGGGGGGGGGGGCAGGGGACCCCCGGACCUGGAACUGGAACUGGACCCCAAAGCUCGGUCUCGAACCAGUGCGGACCCCUUGUCAUCAUCCAGUCCGGCUCUUCCAAUCCUACCAAUCCAAAAAACUCUGAGGGGGGGGAUGCCAGAGUCCACUGGCAUCCAAUGCCAGUGGACUCUGAGGGGGGGUUCAGCCAAUCCCAGUGGACUCUGAGGGGGGGUCCAUCCAAUCCCAGUGGACUCUGAGGGGGGGUCCAUCCAAUCCCAGUGGACUCUGAGGGGGGGUUCAGCCAAUCCCAGUGGACUCUGAGGGGGGGUCCAUCCAAAACCAGUGGACUCUGAGGUGGGGGGGGGGGGCCAAUCCACCCAAGCCCAGUGAACUCCGUGAGACCGGCGCUUCGUUCAGAAUAAGAACUUCCCUUUGUUUUGUUUGGACGUUCAAAUUUGAGGAUGUGUCACAAGUUGAGGAUGUGGGCGGUGAUGCUGCGCUUGGUGUAAGCAUCUGAACAUGCUAAUGCUAAGGCAUGCUUGUGUGUGUCGUAGGGUAAUUACGUUCUUUGCAAGCGCAUUGACAUGCUAUGCUAGUGUGCUAAUGUGCAAGUGCGCUUUGAAGUUUUUGUUUACGUACUUACACGCAGAAAGUGUUCAGGCUAUAUUGACAGGUUCAGCACAGCAAAAAGGUUAAUUCGAUUAAUCUGAUGCACAAGGUUUAACUGAGCUUAUCAAUCCUACCAAUCAGUCCGCAUCGGGGCGAUCAAUAGCUGAACCAGUCUGGGUCAUGUCCGUAUGUCUCUAUAUGACAUUACCUGUUGUAACACCUGUUUCAGGUGUAACAAAA
Messenger RNA from Gadus chalcogrammus (walleye pollock), 1421 nucleotides. RefSeq names its product cytochrome c oxidase assembly protein COX16 homolog, mitochondrial. NCBI's taxonomy places the organism in Eukaryota, Metazoa, Chordata, Actinopteri, Gadiformes, Gadidae. Gene Ontology annotation, cellular component: mitochondrial inner membrane. The transcript is spliced from 4 exons. Gene Ontology annotation, biological process: mitochondrial respiratory chain complex IV assembly. The coding region runs from base 251 to 571 and encodes 106 amino acids. The record is from RefSeq and is a predicted model, not a curated record.